AUGAGCUCCCAAAAAUAUGCAUUCCUUCCCAUGGAUGAUGGCGAAGUUGGCCCUCAAAAAGUAACAAAGGAAAAGAAGCGCCGCAGCCACCGCAAAGAUCGCGAUGACGACCGACACAGAGACCGCGACGAUAGACCCUCCAAAUCCUCAAGGCAUCGCCAUCGCAGCCGCUCCAAAUCUCCCCGCCCUUCUCAGAACGACCACUCCAAGUCCUACCGCAAGCGCGACGACAAGGUCACGUUCGACGACCGUUGGGCUGACGAGGCGCCUCCCUCUGACGAUCCUGAUCAAGGCGAAGAAGAGCCCGAGUUUGAAGAAUCAGCCAGCAAGCGAGUGAAGCUACAACAUCAAGAGCCCGCUGACGAGGACCUCUCUGACGGCGCCAAAGAAGAGCGUGAUCGUCGGCGCGAUCAAGACGAACGAGAAGCCUUCUCGAAGCGCUUAAAAGAAAAGGAUGACUCGCGCUCAAAAAAGGGGCAUCGUGAUGGUGAGGUCACAGCAAGAAGGCGUCUGGGUGAUGACGCCGCUGCACGGGACGCUGCUCUCCCCGAUAUACGCGAACGGUCGCGACAAGAAUACCUCAAGAAGCGAGAGACGGAGCGCCUAGCCUUGCUGCGCAAACAAGUCGCUGAAGAAACAGCUGAGCUUCAGAGCGGUGUCCGACUAUCCGACAGAGAACGAGCCGACUUCGCAAAGAAUAGGGAGAUCCUGCGCCUGGCCGAAGAACGGCUCAAGAUUGACGACCACCGCGAUGGCUAUGUUAUGCCCGAGGACUACCUCACAGAAAAGGGCAAGAUGGAUAGGAAGAAAAAAGAAGAAGCUCUAUACAAACGCUACGUGGAAAAAGACGAAUUCGGCCAGGAAAAGUUUGUCACAGAGCACGAGGAAUGGGAGCGCGAGCAGACGCUCAAGGCCAAGGCGCAGAUUUCUCGGCCUGAGCUCCAAAACACAGAAUACGAUUAUGUCAUGGACGACAGCCAAUACAUCAAUUGGAGUCUCGAUUCGCGCAUGCCCAGCGAGCGGGAUACCAUGACGGCUGAACAGCGCUUCAUGGAGCAGCAGCUCGACGCGGCAGAGAAAAAGGCCCUGACGAUGCAGGAAACGCGAAAGAGCCUCCCAAUCUACCAGUACCGAGACGAAUUCCUGGCUGCCCUCGAGCAGCACCAGGUCUUAGUAAUUGUCGGUGAAACCGGUAGUGGUAAAACGACACAGCUGCCCCAAUAUCUCCACGAGGCGGGCUAUACCAAAGGCGGCCUCAAAGUUGGCUGCACGCAACCGCGCCGAGUCGCAGCCAUGAGUGUGGCUACGCGUGUCGCCGAAGAAGUCGGCGUCAAGGUUGGCAACGAAGUCGGCUACUCGGUUCGUUUCGAGGAUUGCACAAGCGACAAAACGGUCCUCAAGUACAUGACUGAUGGUAUGCUGCUGCGAGAAUUCAUGACGGAGCCCGAUCUAGGCGGCUAUUCCGCUCUCAUGAUUGACGAGGCCCACGAGCGUACUGUCCAUACUGAUAUUCUAUUGGCCUUGCUCAAGGAUCUCUCCCGCGAGCGCAAGGACCUGAAGCUGCUUAUUUCUUCCGCCACCAUGAAUGCCGAAAAGUUUGCCUCGUACUUUGACGACUGUCCCAUUUUCAACAUUCCCGGCCGUCGCUACCCUGUCGACAUUUACUACACCCCCGCCCCCGAGGCCAACUACCUCGCCGCCGCCAUCACCACCGUCUUCCAAAUUCACACGACCCAGGACAAAGGCGACAUCCUCAUCUUCCUUACUGGUCAGGACGAGAUUGAGGCGGCCGAGCAGGAAAUCGCCGAGACGGCUAAGAAGCUCGGCAGUCGCGUCAAAGAGCUCGUCAUCUGUCCCAUCUACGCCAACCUGCCGUCGGAGCUGCAGACGAAGAUCUUUGAGCCGACGCCAGCCAACGCGCGCAAGGUCGUCCUGGCGACCAACAUUGCCGAGACGAGUUUGACCAUUGACGGAAUCGUCUACGUAAUUGACCCUGGCUACGUCAAGGAAAACAUGUACAACCCCGCCACGGGCAUGUCCAACCUCAUCGUAGUGCCAUGCUCGCGCGCCUCGGCCAACCAGCGCAGCGGUCGUGCCGGCCGUGUCGGCCCCGGUAAGUGCUUCCGGCUGUACACCAAAUUCGCCUACAUGAAUGAAAUGGACGAGUCUACGACGCCCGAGAUUCAGCGCACCAACCUCAACAGCGUCGUGUUGCAGCUCAAGUCGCUCGGCAUCAACGAGCUGCUGGAUUUCGAGUUCAUGGACCCGCCGCCGACGGAAGCCCUCAUCGGCGCCCUUAACCAACUCUUUGCCCUGCAGGGGCUCAACCACCGCGGCGAGCUGACCAAGCUGGGCCGACAGAUGGCCGAGUUUCCCACGGACCCGAUGCUGGCCAAGGCGGUGCUGGCGGCAGACAAGGAGGGCUGCGUGGACGAGGUGCUCGCCAUCGUGUCCAUGCUCGGCGAGGCCUCGGCGCUCUUCUUCCGGCCCAAGGACAAGAAGAUCCACGCCGACAGCGCGCGCAACCGCUUCACAGUCAAAGACGGCGGCGACCACGUCACGCUCCUCAACGUGUGGAACCAGUGGGUGGACAGCGACUACUCGCCCAUCUGGUCCAAAGAGAACUUUUUGCAGCAGCGCUCGCUGACGCGGGCGCGCGACGUGCGCGACCAGCUGGCCAAGCUAUGCGAGCGCGUCGAGGUGGCCCCCUCGACGUGCGGCGCGAGCAACCUGCGGCCCAUCAAGCGCGCCAUCACCGCCGGCUUCUUCCCCAACGCGGCGCGCCUGCAGCGCAGCGGCGACUGCUACCGCACCGUCAAGAGCAACGCCACCGUGUGGGUGCACCCCAGCAGCGUCUGCAUGGCCGUCGACCCGCCCGAGAAAAUGGUCGUCUACUUUGAGCUCGUCCAGACCACCAAGGAGUACAUGCGCAGCGUCAUGCCCAUCGAGCCCGCCUGGCUCGCCGAGCUGGCGCCCCAUUUUCACAAGAAAAAGGACAUUGAGCAGCUCGAGGACAAGAAGAUGCCCAAGCAGCGGUAG
Messenger RNA from Cordyceps militaris CM01, 3039 nucleotides. Its product is annotated as ATP-dependent RNA helicase DHX8. The record is from RefSeq and is a predicted model, not a curated record. Gene Ontology annotation, molecular function: RNA binding; ATP binding. The transcript has a single exon. Lineage: Eukaryota; Fungi; Ascomycota; Sordariomycetes; Hypocreales; Cordycipitaceae. Bases 1 to 3039 code for a protein of 1012 amino acids. Gene Ontology annotation, cellular component: intracellular anatomical structure; catalytic step 2 spliceosome.